AUGACACACGCAAACGGAUUGGGCGAAAACGGCCUGUACACCAAUGGACACAACAACAAGGCAGAGUCAAUCAAGACGGCCAAGCAACUUGUGGAGGCGAUUAAGGCUACGAACAUGGCCCCUCUCUGGGCACAGAUGCAACGGCUGAACCCCCCGGCCCCGAAUCCACAGACAGUGCCAUACCUUUGGUCCUAUGAUGAUGUCCGGCCCUAUUUGUUACGCGCCGGAGAUCUGAUUACUGAGAAACAAGCCGAACGACGCGUUCUGAUGCUCGCUAAUCCUGCCCGAGCUGCACCUUACACAACCGACACUCUCUACGCCGGCCUCCAACUUGUUCAGCCGCACGAGACUGCCCCUGCCCACCGGCACACGGCCUUUGCCUGUCGCUUCAUUAUUGAGGGUCAGGGAGGUUUCACCGCUGUCCAUGGCCAACGCGUGGCCAUGAGACCCCGAGACGUGAUCGUGACUCCGACCUGGAACUGGCACGACCACGGUAAGAAGGGGGCUGACGAAGAAGGUGGAGACGAUAAACCGGUUAUUUGGCUCGAUGGGCUUGAUCUGCCUAAUUUUAUCCACUUUCCGAUACACUUUGUCGAGCACUUCGCAUCAUCUCGAUAUCCGGCCGAGGAUGUCGAUGAUUCGCCCAUAGUAUUCCCGUGGGCCGAGAUGCAGGGGAAACUUGAUGCGAAGAAUGAGAACUGGGCUUCUGAGCCGUAUUUGAAGAAGGAUGGCCGAGAGAUUAGUCGAGUCAUCGGCGCCUCUGCGGAGAGGCUAAGCGCAGGAGCGCACUCGCCAGCUGUCUGUGAAACUGCAUCCUCGGUUUACCAUGUCAUAGAGGGGUCGGGCAGCACAAGCAUUGGUGAUACGACGCUCAAGUGGAAGCAGGGCGAUACGUUUUGCAUCCCGGCCUGGCACCGCUACCAGCAUUCCGCUAACAGGAAUGAGAGGGUGUACUUGUACCGUUUUGAUGACAAGCCCAUGCUUAAAGCCCUCGGCUUUUAUCGUGUCGAAGGCGUAGAUGUUGAGAAGUAUGUCUCGGAUUAA
Messenger RNA from Scedosporium apiospermum, 1044 nucleotides. RefSeq lists its product as uncharacterized. Bases 1 to 1044 code for a protein of 347 amino acids. The record is from RefSeq and is a predicted model, not a curated record. Gene Ontology annotation, molecular function: dioxygenase activity. The transcript is spliced from 3 exons. Lineage: Eukaryota; Fungi; Ascomycota; Sordariomycetes; Microascales; Microascaceae.